Mercurialis annua (annual mercury) is the source of this 1742-nucleotide messenger RNA. Its product is annotated as short-chain dehydrogenase TIC 32, chloroplastic-like. NCBI's taxonomy places the organism in Eukaryota, Viridiplantae, Streptophyta, Magnoliopsida, Malpighiales, Euphorbiaceae. The transcript has 10 exons. The coding region runs from base 347 to 1477 and encodes 376 amino acids. The record is from RefSeq and is a predicted model, not a curated record.
GACAUUGUAGGUAAAUGGUAAGUAAAGAGAUGAGUAAUGAUAAAAUUAUUGGCUUAACUGGCUAAUUCUGACUAUGUUGCAUCUCAUAUGACUUCCAAGCUAAGGAGAAAACAUUGGCAAAAAAAUCAUGCCGGAAACAAAAGAUCAUAAAUUUUUGUUGCCGAGUAUUUUAUGUAUUUAAAUUGAAACGUUUCAGACUCUUAAGAGCUUUUAAAAAUUUAAUAAAAGAAUUUAAAAUUUAGAAAACAUAACUUGAUCAUCACACCCAAUUUGUGACCCAAAAUUGAGUUCUGAAAUUUACUCCAAACUCUCCAUUUGUACAAGGAAGCUCACCCACUCUUGUACAAUGGAGAUGAAGGAAGUGGGAGACGCUCUGCGUUUCAUGUGGUCAACAGAGUUUUUGAGAAUGUCGGUGUAUUGGACAGUAUCUCUCAUAAUCUCAUAUUUACGGUUGUUUUACCAAAGGAUGAUAUUUGGGCAUAGUUGUAAUUCCUAUCCCCGUUGCUCUCCUCCAAGAAAUGGGCAUGCUGCACCCGUUUGCAUUGUUACUGGUGCUACAUCUGGUCUUGGUGCUGCUGCAGCUUAUGCUCUUUCCAGGGAAGGUUUUUUCGUUGUUCUCGCUGGACGAUCAUCCAGAUUGUUAUGUGAGACUGCGGAGAGGAUAAAAAAACAGAAUAGGGAUGCCCAAGUGAAAGCCUUGGAGGUUGACCUAUCAUCUUUCCAGUCAAUCUUGAAGUUCAAAGACUCACUAGAGAAGUGGCUCUUGGAUUCAGAUAUGCAUUCUUCCAUCCAGCUAUUGGUAAACAAUGCUGGGAUACUGGCAACAUCACAUCGUCUCACAAGCGAAGGCUAUGAUUGGAUGAUGAGCACAAAUUAUAUGGGUCCAUUCUCUCUUACCCAACUCCUGUUACCACUUCUCCAAAACAGUCCUGUUGGUUCACGAAUAGUGAAUGUUUCAUCUUUUACCCAUCGUAGCGUGUUUGAUAUGCAGGUUAACAUAGACUCUGUUUCUGGAAAGGGCUUUUGGACAUCUGGACAGUAUCCUUUUGCUAGUAUCUAUGAGUAUUCCAAAUUAUGCGUACUGCUGCUCUCUUACCAGCUCCAUCGGCAACUUUACUUGAUGGAUGAAUCUUGUCGCAUUUCGGUCAAUGCUGCAGAUCCUGGAGUGGUGGAAACCAAUAUCAUGCGAGAGCUCCCCUCUUCUCUAUCCGGUUUAGCAUUUACAGUGUUGAAAUUCCUGGGUCUUUUGCAAUCACCUGAGGAUGGGGUUAACUCAAUUCUCGAUGCUGCCCUUGCGCCUCCAGAAAGAUCUGGACUAUAUUUUUUUGGUGGAAAAGGCAGGACUCUGAACUCAUCCGCACUUUCACGUGAUAUCAGCCUUGCGGGAAAACUUUGGACCACUUCAUUUGAUAUGUUUCAAGAGUUAAAACUCGUUUCCAAAGGAAAAAAGAUCGAUAUUUUUCAUGAUCCAGAGUAAGGCAACUUAUCUGCAUAUCUAAUGAGGUCAUUGCCAAAUGCAUGUAACAAUUUGUACCACGGGGGCCAAAUUUAUGCAGCAGUUUUAGUGGUUUGUCAUUGUUCAUUGAAAUAUUAUAUUUUGUUUCAUAUUGCUUCAGCUUUACCUUCUCGACUGUAAAAUUAAUAUAUUUUCAAAUUUUGUAAUUACCAACAAGGUAAAAGUAGAAGCUCAAACACUGAUACUGAAGUAUUGACUUGGAAUAUAAGUUAUUUAUUUAUGUGAA